UUCAAAUCACAUUUUAUUCUCAAAGAGACAGCAAAUUAGGAAGUGACGUAUUUCAGCGUCAGCCUCUUCCGCUCUCUUUUCGUUGAGGCUCAGCUAGCGGCCGGCCUGCAAACAUGCAGAUCUUCGUGAAGACGUUGACGGGGAAGACCAUCACCCUUGAGGUGGAGCCCAGUGACACUAUUGAAAAUGUCAAGGCAAAGAUCCAGGACAAGGAAGGAAUUCCCCCUGAUCAGCAGCGUCUGAUCUUUGCUGGCAAACAGCUGGAGGAUGGCCGCACACUGUCCGACUACAACAUCCAGAAAGAGUCUACUCUCCAUCUGGUUCUGCGUCUGCGUGGUGGCAUCAUUGAGCCCUCACUCAGGCAACUGGCCCAGAAAUACAACUGCGACAAGAUGAUCUGCCGCAAGUGCUAUGCCCGUCUGCACCCCCGUGCUGUCAACUGCCGUAAGAAGAAGUGCGGACACACCAACAACCUUCGUCCCAAGAAGAAGCUGAAGUAAACAUUUACAACUAAAUUGGCACUUUGUGCUAUUUUGUGUUAAAAUAAAUGUAGAAAAAAAAACUGCUGCUUGUCUGAUUUGUGUUAUUUAAUGAACAUGUAAAGGUGUGUGUUUGUUAAAUUCACUUGAAAAGUGACCAUAAGGCUGUGCUGGCUAAAUUAACAGCCAGGAAAAAGUAACCAGAUUAACUGCAGUAAGGUGAAGCUGGUGUAAUUGACUAUUGGGAUUUAACAAGAGCUUCCAAUUAAGUCCUGGGAUACUCAUGAAACCUGCUUCUUGGAUCUGGUUUAGGAUUAAACUUAAGAUCUGUUCCAAAACCAGAUGAUGAUAAUUGUGUAGUUUACAACAAAAGGUGUCAAUUGACAUCAAUGUUGGGCAACAAAAUACGCAGCUGGUGUAGCGAUUUAGAAGUUAGUGUGCAGGUUUUAUCUGGCUGAUGAUUAAAUACAAGCUUUCUCACUGAUUACUGUUCUAACCCAAGCAACAUGAAGGGAAUACUGAACUUGAACUAUUUCAUAAAUAAAAAAAGUGGUUUUUGGGGGGUUUUCAUCACACAAGAACCACAGCAGUGACUUUGCAUGACAGUUUUAAUGUUUAAAACAUUUAUAUACAAAUCCCAUACAAGCACCUGCUCUCCUCAGAUUCAGUUUUCGUACCUUGUACUUCACAACACUUCAAUGAGACUAACCUGAACUAAACUAUUCUGAGGUAUUUAGUCAUACUGAAAGGUUAAAUGUGUCAGAAAGCAAUGAAUGAUGGGUAAAAGCUGACAUGAGAUGAAGAUCAGUGUCACUCAUAAAUUGGGUGUUUGUCGAUUCCAGUUGUGGCUUCUGUUGGACAUCUUUGGUACUGCGAUCUCUCAGAGCGGGCAACAGACGGUUUUUU
Messenger RNA from Haplochromis burtoni (Burton's mouthbrooder), 1385 nucleotides. It is a transcript of the gene uba52, whose product is annotated as ubiquitin A-52 residue ribosomal protein fusion product 1. Gene Ontology annotation, molecular function: structural constituent of ribosome; ubiquitin protein ligase binding; protein tag activity. Gene Ontology annotation, biological process: translation; protein ubiquitination; modification-dependent protein catabolic process. Bases 114 to 500 code for a protein of 128 amino acids. Gene Ontology annotation, cellular component: nucleus; ribosome; cytoplasm. The record is from RefSeq and is a predicted model, not a curated record. The transcript is spliced from 5 exons. Lineage: Eukaryota; Metazoa; Chordata; Actinopteri; Cichliformes; Cichlidae.